Oncorhynchus masou masou (cherry salmon) is the source of this 3435-nucleotide messenger RNA. RefSeq names its product gap junction beta-1 protein-like. Gene Ontology annotation, cellular component: connexin complex. The transcript is spliced from 2 exons. Gene Ontology annotation, biological process: cell-cell signaling. Bases 258 to 980 code for a protein of 240 amino acids. Lineage: Eukaryota; Metazoa; Chordata; Actinopteri; Salmoniformes; Salmonidae. Gene Ontology annotation, molecular function: gap junction channel activity. The record is from RefSeq and is a predicted model, not a curated record.
UGAGGCGCUUGAUCUGAAUUCUAAAGGGGCUUGUUGGAUCUAAUAAAAGCAGCUAUUGUAUGUAAAUUAUUCACACGAGCAUAUGACUCCGACUGUGCAGGGCAGUGGCUAGUGUGAGAGAAAUCAUUAGCAAUGCAAACGCAUGGUGUUCUGGUUCACAGAUUCACUAAUGGGAAGAAUUCCAUCUAUACUGAUGGUAACUCAAUUGUUUCUGGGCGUGUUUGUGCACUACUUCUACUGAAGACCUGGAAUCGAAAAUGAACUGGGCGUCCUUUUAUGCCGUCAUCAGCGGUGUAAACAGACACUCCACGGGCAUUGGUCGCGUCUGGCUCUCUGUCCUCUUCAUCUUCCGCAUCCUGGUCCUGGUGGUUGCAGCAGAGAGUGUGUGGGGUGACGAGAAGUCUGGCUUCACCUGUAAUACCCAGCAGCCCGGCUGCAACAGCGUCUGUUAUGACCACUUCUUCCCCAUCUCACAUAUCCGUCUGUGGGCCCUGCAGCUAAUUCUGGUGUCCACCCCAGCCCUGCUGGUGGCCAUGCAUGUGGCCCACCGCCGACACAUCGACAAAAAACUCUACAAGCUGUCUGGCCGGGCCAACCCCAAGGACCUGGAGCAAAUCAAGACCCAGAAGAUGAAGAUUGCAGGUGCACUUUGGUGGACAUACAUCAUCAGCCUCUUCUUCCGCAUCAUCUUUGAGGUAACCUUCAUGUACCUCUUCUACAUGAUCUACCCUGGCUAUAAGAUGAUCCGGCUGGUCAAGUGUGACUCGUACCCCUGCCCCAACACAGUGGACUGCUUUGUGUCCAGGCCCACAGAGAAGACCGUCUUCACUGUGUUCAUGCUGGCUGUGUCAGGGAUCUGCAUUCUACUCAACAUCGCAGAGGUCGUCUUCCUAGUGGGAAAGGCCUGUAGUAGGCACUUAAGCAAUGCUGGAGACUCAACCAUGGGAGCAUGGAUCACCCAAAAGCUCUGCUCCUACUAGAACAAGCUACAUGGACCAACACUGUGUAACUGUAAUUGGGCACAUAUGUUCAAAGCUCAAAGUAAUGGCCUUAACAACAUUAAUUAAUGAGGUGUUCACACUUUUUCUAUACUUUUCAAAUAGAUAUGACUCAAAGGACAAUUUCAGUUUGGAUAUAGAACAAAAUCCAGAAGAGGAGACUGAAGAAAAGUAUGGUAAACUGAUUUAUUAACAGUCCCUUGCCUUGUAACGUCUCAAAUUUAGCUGAAUUCAAUAUGCAGUCACCUUCGAUAUGCUCUGCAAGAUUCAAGCAACUAAACCGACUCAUCAUCCAUUCUGUAUUAUGAUUCAUAAAUAGUUUUCAAUUCCUGAUAGACAUUUUAAUCACUGAUAAUGUGGUAUCAUUAGGACAAAGCAUUGGUACCCCUGGUUUAUUAUAAAUAGUAACCCAAGAAAACUGUCCAAGUGAUGAAUUUAACCAACAUUUGGUGGUUGUGGUGGAGUAUUACUAAUAACUAUGAGGCUAUUCCAAAGCACUACUAAUAACUACCUCACUUUCAUAGUGAAAUAUCAAGUGCUUCAAGACAUCCACAUAGUGUUUUGAAUGCUAUGAAUGAGACUGAUUAUGCAAGUGUAUAGAGUAAAAUAGAAUAGUGAAUGAGAAAAUGUGCUUAGUUGAAGUUAAAAUGAAAGAACCAAAUGAUUAAUUUUCAUGUCUAUCUCAUUAUUUUUCUUACUAGAUACUGCAUUGCUGCUUUAAAACUAUUGUGUGCGUGAGAGAAAGGAUGUUUAGAAUCUGUGGUACUGUAAAGUGUUUACAUCACAUAUAAGGGAUUACAAAAACGGUAACUGUAAUCCGUUACAUUACCAGCAAAAAAAUAUUGUAAUCAGAUUACAGAUACUUUUGAAAAACUAGAUGAUUCAAUUAAAUUAAAUUCAGAAGAGAUUUGAGAAGAAGAAAAUAUUUGACACUUCUCUGUUUUCUCAAUGAAAUUCAAAUAAACAUUGAAAAAAGGCGCAAAUGUAAAUUUGUUCCACAUGAGCGAGUCUGACCAGAAGUCAGAUACCACUAUGAUAACAAACCAAAUGGGUUUGAUGGAUCGCUGUAAAAGAGCAGGAACAGGCUUUUGUAGGCUACAGUCCAAGCUAUGUCUUCCAAUGGUGCAAUUUCUGUCGGCAUCCAAAUAUUAUCUAACUUGAAUAAACGUUUGGAGGUAAGGAUGACAGCAGUGGUGUAGUCUACUGCGAUACGGAUAUCACAAAUUAUUGUUAUCUGCGGAGCGCAUUGAUGUGAAUCACACUGCUGCUCUCUUAUUUAGCUAUUUGCGUUUUACGGAUUGUGGUUGUUGUGGAUGGCUGUUCGCAAAUCUAAAUGUGUAUUUGAACCCAAUAAUGGUUGAAUUCAAGAAGUUUAAGCUGCCUAUCAAUCAUUGUUUUUGAAAACAGUGGACAGCCAGUGAAAAAUGCGCUCUUGCAACAGCUGUACAGUGCGGAUCCCAGCCUAUGGAAUUGAAAGUUAAGCUCUAUUUUUUAACCUUCAAUUAACUAGGCAAGUUCAAUGACUGUCCAGGAACAGUGUGUUAACUAACUGUCUUGUUCAGGGGUAGAAGGACAGAUUUUUUAACUUCUCAUCUCGGGGAUUCGAUUUUACAACCUAUAUUUUCAAGAUAUCAAAGUGUCACCAACAAAAAAAUAAACAAUUGGAGUAUAGCAAAUGCAGCAUAUGGCAUUCAUUUUUAACAUAUACAUAGCACUUUUCAGUAGUGCUCAAAGCAUGCAAUUUCAUGAGCGCAGCAUUUAUUUUUACAUUUAAAUCAAUGAGCCCAAUCAGUCCUCCUGACAACAAAAUCAUAAACAACAGAGUAGGGUUUGCUAAUAAGUCCUUAGUUUUGGGGUUAUGCUCAGGUUAAACUAUUUGGCUAAUCUAUACUUCCAUAUUUCCAAGUCCUAUUCUUGAAGAUCAAGGGGUAUAGCAUCUAUUAGAAAGGCUGGAAUUCUGAUAGACUUUAGUUUUUAAUGUAAAGAUAUCAUUUAAUUGUAUUAUUAUAAUGUAGUAGAAAGCGAUGUGUUAGAAAAAGCCUACAUAACCAACGCAUAAAGUAAAAUGUAACAUCCAUAUAUGGUCAGCUAUGUAAACUUUAACAUUGAUUUAUCCUGCAAUAGAUGUGGUUCAAUUAGUAACAUACAUUUUUGUCUUCUUCUAAUGCCUCUUAAGGGGAAACUCAUCUAAAAGUAGCUGAAUGUAAUCAGAUUACAUUACUGAGUUUGGGUAAUCCAAAAGUUACGUUACUGAUUACAAUUUUGGACAGGGAACUAGUAACUGUAACAGAUUACAUUUAGAAAGUAACCCAACCCUGAUAGUAUUUUAGUUCCUGUUUUGUUGUAUACCAUGCCUUGUUAUGUUGAAUGUCUUGCACAUAUUUGUAUUACUGUAGCUAAUAUAAUUAGACAUUCCUAAUAAAACACUUGAGUUAUA